CGAAACCUCGAUCCGCAUCACCAUCCAGAAAAACAGAUCGCUUUUAUGAAACAUAAUUUGCAUUCAUGAGGGAUAAGUGGUGAAAAUGAAGCUUCUCUUUAAUUUGUUGGCAGUGAUCUUGUAUUUUCUUCACAAUGUUGUGUCAGGUGUUGAGGCAGAUGAAGUGUCAGUGAUGGAGGAAGAUUCAGUCACUCUACACACUAAUGUUACAACAACACAAUACGAGAUUACGUGGUAUUACAAUAAAACUCAAAUUGUUGAAAUCACUAGAGAUCAGAAUAAAAUCUGUAGAUUUGGGAGAUUCAGAGACAGACUGGAGCUGGAUCAUCAGACUGGAUCUCUGACCAUCAUGAACACCAGAACCACAGACUCUGGACUUUAUGACCUACAGAUCAGAAGCAGCGACAAAGAAAAAAUUUUCAAUGUUACUGUCAGUGGUGUCUCUGCUGCUGAACGAGAUAAAUUGAAUAAAAAGUCAGUGAACGAGGGAGACUCCGUUACUUUAGAUCCUGGUGAAAUAAAAAAGCCAAAUGAUGUGAUGAUGUGGUAUUUUAAUGACACUAGCAUUGCUGUAAUCACUGGAGAUCAGAGUGAGAUCUGUACAGAUGAUCUGUGUGAUGAGAGAUUCAGAGACAGACUGGAGCUGGAUCAUCAGACUGGAUCUCUGACCAUCAUGAACAUCAGAACCACAGACUCUGGAGUCUAUGUACUGAGGAUCAGCAGAAGCACAAUUAGCAUCAUCAGGAGCUUCAGUGUUACUGUUAUUGAUUCAGGUCUGUCUACAUUUGCUGUAGGAUUCAUUGGUGCUGUUGUUGGUGCUGGUGUUGUUCUGCUGGUGGUUACAGUUGUACAUGGUGUUUGCUAUUGCAAAAGGACCCAUGCACCAGUACAGCAGAAUGAGAAUGAUGAUGAUAACUCGUCAGCUGAUCCGAACAGCAUUGCUUUGAGGAGAAGGACACGUAAUUAAAUCAAACUCAGGCUGUUUAUCUAAAGUUACAUUUUUGCUUCUCAAGUAAAUGCAUCUUGAUUUAAGAAUGUCUGAGUAUUUGUUAUGGAAGACAAGACCAAAAAAGUAAGCAAGUAAAGAAAAAAUAUAUAUAAUAAUGCAGUAUAUGACCACAAUUUUACUGCUGACACACAGUCUUAUAUCGGAGACGUGCUGUUUACAGCCUGCACUAUUAAUAGGACAGUAUCAAUAGUGUUACUGGAAAUACUUUAUGUUGUUAGUUUAAACACUAAUGCUAACUCUUAGUCAUCCACCUUCAUCAGAAAUGAUACGAGUUGACCAACUUUGGAUAGCAUGGCUUUUUAUAUAUCCACCAGCUGGAACCAAAACCAGCCUUAAUAAGCCUGGAAACGAAUUGAUUUAUUUUGUUAGGUUGGUGAAACACUUUGCUGAGAGUAUGCUGCGUUAAAUGUUUUUACUCUGGCGUUAAAACUGAAAAUCAUUUGAUGUGGUGUUUAUCAGGAAGAAAGUUUCUGCAAAAUGAAUACACACAUACGUGAACACUUGAUAAAAUAAUGCUGUUAAAUUAUAGUGAGUCUUCAUACAAUUGGUAGAUAUAUUUGUAUCUUCAUUGUUGAAAUGAGCAAAAAUGAGUCAAUCUUAUUACCCGAAGUUGUGAACAGACAUCUGUGACAUUUUAUGAGGUUUGAUUUUAUUAAGAGGUGCUAAUUAGUUAUUUGAUUUUAUCAAGGUGCUGAAUUUUUUUAUUUUUUUUUUUAUUUAGAGGUGCUGAUUAGUUCUUUGAUUCUUCUCUUGCUCCCUUGUUCCUAUUUUUGGAUUUGUCUGGUGCUCAUUGUAAAUAUAUAAAUGGCCUCAAUAGAGAUGAAUGGUGAUUUUUAUUUAUUUAUUUAUUUUUUCUGUCAGGAAAAUAUUUUCAGGAGAGUAAUUUACGUGUCAAAGCUAAUAUGCUAAACUCUUCACUAAAGCCUGUACCACAGAUUUGACCAUAAAUCAGUAAGAAGUGGACAUUAAUGUUUUUUUAUUAUUAUUUUCUAAACACUAAUGGCGUUUUAGUUCACUGUUAUUAAAUAUUGUGUACAUUGCACUCUGGGCAGAAUAUUGUUAGACAUUUUCAUUUCUGUGUCCUUACCUUCAUGUCUGCAAACACAAAAAGUGCCUUAAAGUAAAACCAGUAAGGAUUUGUUUCUCUUAUGAAACAAGGGAAUGAACUUGAUCUUUGAAUGUUUUUUUUUUUUUGUGAUUUCACUUAUAAUGGCUGAAAGUGUGUGUUAUCAUAACCGUUGAAUAAGAUAAUGAAACACUACUUUUAUGGGCAUUUGGGGUAAUAGGGUAGUUCAUAAAA
This is a messenger RNA of Onychostoma macrolepis, 2309 nucleotides long. RefSeq lists its product as uncharacterized. The record is from RefSeq and is a predicted model, not a curated record. NCBI's taxonomy places the organism in Eukaryota, Metazoa, Chordata, Actinopteri, Cypriniformes, Cyprinidae. The transcript has 5 exons. Bases 86 to 967 code for a protein of 293 amino acids.